GGGGGGGGCAAGUUGAUUGACAUCUUUGAGCUGUACUUCUGUUAAAAUGCUCAUUUCACAAAAAGUCCUUGGGAAGAUUCAAUAACUCGAAUCAUAAUAUGUUCAGCGCAUGGGUGUUUAAAUCAACGGUAGCUGUCAUUUUAUUAUUAUUGUUAUUAUUAUUCCCAUGUACAAGGUGCUGUUGGGAACACAGAGGAAGUGACUGACUGGGGGUUCAGGGAAAGCUCCGUAGAAGAGGGAACACUUGAGCUGGGUCUUGAAGGAUGAGUAGAAGUUCACCAAGUGGGAAAGGACCCUCUAGGAUGGCCGAACCUCGAUUUAACAACCCUUACUUCUGGCCCCCUCCUCCCACCAUGCCCAGCCAGCUGGAUAACCUGGUCCUGAUUAACAAGAUCAAAGAGCAGUUGAUGGCCGAGAAGAUCCGGCCACCUCACCUGCCACCCACCUCAGCCUCAUCACAGCAGCCAUUGCUAGUGCCCCCGGCGCCCGCCGAGAGCAGCCAGGCCGUCAUGUCGCUGCCCAAGCUGCAGCAGGUGCCGGGGCUGCACCCGCAGUCUGUGCCACAGCCCGACGUGGCACUGCACGCCAGGCCGGCCACCAGCACGGUAACAGGUCUGGGGCUUUCCUCCCGGACCCCCGCUGUGAGUACAUCUGAGUCAACCCCAGGCACUGGCACAGGAACCAGUACCCCCUCCACACCUACUACCACCAGCCAGAGCCGUCUCAUCGCCUCAUCCCCCACCCUCAUCUCAGGGAUCACCAGCCCCCCCCUCCUGGACUCCAUCAAGACAAUCCAGGGCCAUGGCCUGCUUGGCCCACCCAAGUCUGAACGCGGCCGCAAAAAGAUCAAGGCAGAGAACCCAGGGGGUCCCCCUGUCCUUGUUGUCCCCUACCCGAUCCUGGCCUCCGGUGAGACGGCAAAGGAGGGCAAGACAUACAGGUGUAAGGUAUGCCCGCUCACCUUUUUCACCAAGUCUGAGAUGCAGAUCCACUCCAAGUCGCACACAGAGGCCAAGCCCCACAAGUGCCCACACUGCUCCAAGUCCUUUGCCAACGCCUCCUACCUGGCCCAGCACCUGCGCAUCCACCUGGGCGUCAAGCCCUACCACUGCUCCUACUGUGACAAGUCCUUUCGGCAGCUUUCCCACCUGCAGCAACACACCAGAAUCCACACAGGCGACAGACCCUACAAGUGCCCACAUCCUGGCUGUGAAAAGGCUUUCACUCAGCUCUCCAACCUCCAGUCUCACCAGCGGCAGCACAACAAGGACAAACCCUACAAAUGUCCCAACUGCUACAGGGCCUACUCAGACUCCGCCUCCCUCCAGAUCCACCUCUCCGCCCACGCCAUCAAGCACGCCAAGGCCUACUGCUGCAGCAUGUGCGGGCGGGCCUACACCUCGGAGACCUACCUGAUGAAGCACAUGUCCAAACACACAGUGGUGGAACACCUGGUGAGCCAUCACUCACCCCAGAGGACGGAGUCCCCCGGCAUUCCGGUGCGAAUCUCUCUGAUCUGAGCCCAACUGCGGCCCCGCCCCGCCCACUUGGCAGACACAGACCUAGGCAGCACCCAGCCUAACUCCCGCUGGCGCUUCCGGGAACCACCAAGCUCUCUCACGACCUUCCCAGCCUGCCAGAAAGCUUGGUCCGCAGAAGCCCUGCCUGGUCCAGCUCCUGGGCAGCCAGGCCAGCUGCAAGGUUCUGGACUGUUCUGGUGGCAUCCAAAGACGACCUCAGAGCACUUUGAACCUGUCUGUUGGGUUUUCUUUUUUGUUCCCCCUCCCUCACCUGCUUCACUGUUUCUUGUUUUUAAGUUUGUUUUGGAAAUAAGAAAAACAAAAACAACAAAAAAAAAGGAUAUUUAUUGGCCAGGAUGUUGGUGCUGCUAAGAACGAAAAACUGAAAGGACCGGACAGACGGAUACAGAGAACCGGAGGGCAGCGUGGGAACUUCUCUGGCCCUAGCCUCAGGUCUUGAAGGGAGGCUCAGGCCUGGG
This is a messenger RNA of Acomys russatus (golden spiny mouse), 1999 nucleotides long. It is a transcript of the gene Znf362, whose product is annotated as zinc finger protein 362. Bases 264 to 1520 code for a protein of 418 amino acids. The record is from RefSeq and is a predicted model, not a curated record. NCBI's taxonomy places the organism in Eukaryota, Metazoa, Chordata, Mammalia, Rodentia, Muridae. The transcript is spliced from 8 exons.